GAGGGAAAGGUGGAAACGCCGAGGUGCCUGGAAGAGAGCGCAGGAAGCAAUUAAAACUCCUCCUUUCGGAUUAACAACCCAAAAUUGAUCGAUGUGUCAGGAAUACCGCUGAUUUAUGAAAGGUGCUUACUUCUCUGGUAUGGAGAAUUUUAUGUUCUCCAGGUGAAACCGAGUUCACCCAGCUCCAGCGUAGAUUGAUGUUUUAAUAAAAAUAAAUAAAGGGGGGGAAGCUCGCCUGGUCUUUGGGGACAUCAAGUCUUAAGUCGCAGAGUUAGACUAACAAAUCAAAUCGCAUUAUCUCUGCAUUUCGUAUCUCUGAAUCGUGCCCAAACAUCCGAGGCAGGAGGGCGCCUUCCUUUCGAAAGUUUUGCCGCGGCGCUUAAAAGUUCGCCUAACUAGCAGCCCGUGUUUCCUAAGCAGAUCGGCACGGGGAGCGUCGCGUAAUUGCGGCGGGCCGCGCCAGAAGCGGGCGAUCCCGCAGUGUCCUGCAGCCGCGGACGCCGCCUGGCUAGGAUGACACCACGUUGAGCGCGCCUGCAAACAACAACAACAACAACCGCCGCCGCGGCCACCGCGUCCUGCUCCUCCGAAGCGCCGCCGCCGCCGCCGCCGCCGGUGUAGCCGCCGGUGUAGCCGCCUCCGCGCCCCCCCGGCCGUCCGGAGCGCCCCGGCCGCUGGUGUAUGUGGCGCCUGCCCGGGACGGGCUGAAGCCGGCGGCGGGGCCGGACCGCAGGCGCCGAGCAGGGCGAGCGCGGCCAGGGUAGCCGCCUGCCGCCGAGCCCCGAGCGCCGCUGCUCGCGGAAGCGCUUUCGGCCGGGAGCUGCGGCCGCCGCCAGCAGUUUUCAUGUUUGGGAUUCAGGAGAAUAUUCCGCGCGGGGGGACGACCAUGAAGGAGGAGCCGCUGGGCAGCGGCAUGAACCCGGUGCGCUCGUGGAUGCACACGGCGGGGGUGGUGGACGCCAACACGGCCGCGCAGAGCGGCGUGGGGCUGGCGCGGGCGCACUUCGAGAAGCAGCCGCCCUCCAACCUCCGGAAGUCCAAUUUCUUCCACUUCGUGCUGGCGCUCUACGACAGGCAGGGGCAGCCGGUGGAGAUCGAAAGGACCGCUUUUGUGGACUUCGUGGAGAAAGAGAAAGAGCCCAACAACGAGAAAACCAACAACGGCAUCCACUAUAAACUGCAGUUGCUGUACAGCAACGGAGUCAGAACGGAGCAGGACCUGUAUGUGCGCCUCAUAGAUUCAAUGACCAAACAGGCCAUCGUGUACGAGGGCCAGGACAAGAACCCGGAGAUGUGUCGCGUGCUGCUGACCCACGAGAUCAUGUGCAGCCGGUGCUGUGACAAGAAAAGUUGUGGCAACAGAAAUGAAACGCCCUCAGACCCUGUAAUCAUUGACAGAUUCUUUCUAAAGUUUUUCCUCAAGUGCAAUCAGAACUGUUUGAAGAAUGCAGGCAACCCUCGAGAUAUGCGGAGAUUCCAGGUUGUUGUGUCGACAACAGUCAACGUGGACGGCCACGUGCUGGCCGUGUCUGACAACAUGUUUGUGCACAACAACUCCAAACACGGGCGGCGGGCCCGCCGUCUAGACCCGUCAGAAGGUACGGCCCCUUCUUAUCUGGAAAAUGCCACUCCGUGCAUCAAGGCCAUCAGCCCCAGUGAAGGCUGGACCACGGGGGGAGCCACCGUGAUCAUAAUCGGAGACAAUUUCUUCGACGGCCUGCAAGUCGUGUUCGGAACCAUGUUGGUGUGGAGCGAGCUCAUCACCCCCCAUGCCAUCCGCGUGCAGACCCCACCUCGGCACAUUCCUGGAGUCGUUGAAGUGACCCUGUCCUACAAAUCCAAGCAGUUCUGUAAAGGUGCUCCUGGGCGGUUUGUCUACACCGCCCUUAAUGAACCAACCAUAGAUUACGGCUUUCAGAGGUUGCAGAAAGUGAUCCCGAGACAUCCGGGUGAUCCCGAAAGGUUACCCAAGGAAGUAUUACUCAAGAGGGCGGCGGAUCUUGUGGAAGCCUUAUACGGGAUGCCCCACAACAACCAGGAGAUCAUCCUGAAGCGGGCAGCGGACAUCGCCGAGGCGCUUUACAGCGUCCCCCGCAAUCACAACCAGAUCCCCACCCUGGGCAACACUCCCGCGCACACGGGCAUGAUGGGCGUGAACUCCUUCAGCAGCCAGCUAGCCGUUAACGUCUCGGAGACGUCACAAGCCAAUGACCAAGUCGGCUACAGUCGCAAUACAAGCAGCGUGUCCCCGCGAGGCUACGUCCCCAGCAGUACUCCCCAGCAGUCCAAUUACAACACAGUCAGCACUAGCAUGAAUGGAUAUGGAAGUGGCGCCAUGGCCAAUCUAGGGGUCCCGGGCUCGCCUGGAUUUCUUAAUGGCUCCUCCGCUAACUCUCCCUACGGCAUAGUGCCGUCCAGCCCCACCGUGGCAGCCUCUUCGGUCACCCUCCCUUCAAACUGUAGCGGUACCCACGGCAUUUUCUCAUUCUCACCUGCCAAUGUCAUCUCUGCAGUGAAACAAAAGAGCGCCUUCGCGCCCGUGGUCCGGCCCCAAGCUUCUCCUCCUCCCUCCUGCACCAGCGCCAACGGGAACGGACUCCAAGGCUCUCUGCUGGGUGCUGAGGACGCUACCGUGGAGAAGACAAACUGGCCCUUUUGUGAAGUCGGUGGCAUAUUUCACUUUGAUGAACUAAUGCUCAAAAAAGGAACUGGAAAGCUAUGUCUGGGCUGGUAGUCCCGCCGAUGUGAGGGGCUCGCUCCCCCCUCCGCAGCACCCGGCACCACGACGGACUUCAGGGGACACGUUUAGCGUAGAGGGCCUGCUGCUGGAGACCGUGAUCUUCAAGCUGUCAGCAGCAGCGGAGACGCUACAAAAGACUUUGUUUAAAGAUUUUAUUUAAACUAUUAAGAAUCAACAUGCAAACAGCCUACUUCUUCAUGAACAAUUCCAUUUUAUUGACUGAACUUUUCUCAUAUUUUCACAUUUCUCAGAUCUGAAGACUAAGGAAAACAAAGUGACGCCUAUUUUGUAUAAAGUUUCUGACUCCGUCUUGGCUAUGUCUAGUACUUGCUAUGUGUUGGGAGAAACUUUGUGAAUGCACCAUUUUGAUUAUCAUGAAACACUGAUGAAAAAUGCCUCCAACCAUUUUUCUGUGCUCAUACUUAGAUUCACAAUGGUUGUGUAUCUCUAUAAUGUGAAAUAUUUUUUUGUGGUGAAAAAAAAAAAAAAGGGGGCCAAGGAGGCGUGAGCCAUCGAACUGGAAGGAAGGAGGACUUGAAUUCGGGUGGCAGGGAGGGAGGGAGGGUUUAUCAUUGCUUACCUUCAUCUUAAUGAAAUGAAACUUUGUAACUUAUUGUAGUUAGAAAUUGUAACUUUGAUAUUGAAUUCUCUUGCCUUCAACAAGCACACUGACAGAAAAAAAAAAAUGCUACUGUCUGUUGGUUGAAAUCUUCUCCCACCGCUAGAACUUCCUGUUAAGCAAGUGUGAUCUGCAACAUUUUUUCAACUUUUGCUAGCACUGUAUACUAUUGCAUUCUUAGGCUACUGUGAGGUCCAUGUUUCUUGUACCAGAAGUUGUCCUUUUGACUUCUAGCUCCUUCUUCCCUAAUGUGUUUUGUAUGUGGUUAUAAAAUUGUAGACUUUUGUGAUUUUGCCAAAGUUGUAGCUAAAUAUUUAUACACUUGUCUUGAAUUUUUUUCAGAUCCACUUAAAUAUUUAGAAAAAACACGUUUUCUUCCUUAUGUGUCUCAUAAGGAAUAAAAUGGUCUCCACUCAACACUUUUCCAUGAACACUUACAGUUGCUAAGGGACUUUCUUUUGUAACAUAUCGAUUAUAAAUAUUGUAUUUAUCUUUGAGAUUUUGGACAUUGCUUUUGCCGCUGUUUUCUUUUUCCUGUCUGUAUCGGUUUUUGAUCAUGGCCCGGUGUUGGGAACACCGUUGAGCCAAGAGCUGUCUCUCUGAUCUGCCUUGUUAAAGUGAACCGGUGUCCUGGAAUUUCAUUUGUACUUCAAAGAUUUGCUUUUGUUUAGACUUCCCAUCCUUUUUUCUUUCUUCUUUUUUAUUUUGAGGAAAAGUCAAAUUCAUUGUUUAUUUUUAUAUUAUUUUUAAGUUAUCUGAACAAAUACUUUUGGAAACAAAGGUUGUUGUAUAGUCAACACAAAAACGGUGCCACUCGGCUGUGAAAAUCCUAGUAGAUUUCGUGCAUGUGGAACAGCCGUGAAGAGGGGACACCGUUUGGGGCUGUGUCCUUAUUUUUCUGUAGAAUGUAAAAAGUCAUUUUAGCUGCCACCCACGACUUUGCCACAUAGCUGAACUGUGUUUACUGGAAAAAUUCAGAGGCCUAAAGUUUAAAAUAAAAUUUACUUCUGAUGUUUUAAUUAAAAUGUUUGCCACAUUAACUUCUCUGAUGCCUUAAAAGUGGACUUCUUUAAAGAACCUUUGUGCUACUUUAUCACAGGCUCACAACACAACUGUUACGAUUUCAUUUGGAGAUUAGGGUGUCUACACACACACACACACACACACACACACACACAAAAGCACAAACCUGUUGCGAUGUGUCGCUCCUUCCCGCGUCUGAUUCUGCUGUGUUCUGUGCCCUCCCAGGCCCACCUAGGAAUCAGGUUUUGGGGGGGGGGGGGUGGGGGGACCAAAAUCCCCGCUGGUUUUUAAACUGUUUUUUUUUUAAAUUAUAUAUAUAUAUAUUAUCUAUAUUAUCCAUAAUAUAAAUAAUAUAUAUAUAUGUAUUUUGCGGUCAGACCUGUCUGUCCUUUUUAAACCGAAAUGACCUCCUUCAGAUCCUGUGCCUCUUCGUGCCAAACCCGCAGUGACACCAGAGGGUUCGUCUUUUCCCUUUGCAUUAAAUGCUUCACACAGCACAGCAACUGUUUUGCAAACUGCAGCAGAAAUCAGAUUUAAAACCAAAAGGAAGGACUUUAAAAAACUUUGACAAAACACACACACACACACACACACACACAAAACCAUGCACAACUUAGGAAAGUGCUCAUUCGAGGGACUAAACGAGCAGAAUGUCCCCGGUGGUCAGCAGGUCACGGCCCGGCCCUCCAACGGCUAAGGCUUAGCUACGUGGAAAAGCCUGAGAAGUCACUUUGGAACUAAAUUGCCUCCGUUUUAUUUUGUAUAAGUAAGGGUUUGAUCUAAAAACAAGCUCACGUGUACAUGUUAAGAACGUUUGCAAGUUUCCUCAUCCCUGCACUCGGUUUGUGUUUUAGAUUAAUUAGUCAAUGCCCCUCAUCGCUUCAUGGUCUCAAAAUUGAGCGCUUCACUAAAUGGUAGAUUUUACUGUUAAAGACCCUACAAUAAGAUUGUUUUAUCUGUACAUUUUUUCAGAUAUUUAACUGUAUAAAAAUGUUCAUUUUACACAAUAUUUAAUUAAAGUAUUUCUUGUCUGUGAAUUUCA
Molecule: messenger RNA, 5424 nt
Organism: Acinonyx jubatus (cheetah)
Lineage: Eukaryota; Metazoa; Chordata; Mammalia; Carnivora; Felidae
Gene: EBF3
Product: EBF transcription factor 3
Exons: 18
Coding region: 845-2734 (629 amino acids)
Biological process (GO): regulation of transcription by RNA polymerase II
Molecular function (GO): DNA-binding transcription factor activity, RNA polymerase II-specific; RNA polymerase II cis-regulatory region sequence-specific DNA binding
Source: RefSeq, a predicted model, not a curated record